AUGUUCAGCCUAAACGUGCUUGGCUUGAAAGUUUCUCAUCCACAUGUUGUUGUCAUGGAGGUUUGUUCACCUCAGAAAGUAAUCUCGGCUUUCACAAUUGAAAUGGAUUAUCUUGGAAUUUUGUCACAACAUUUUGCAACCCUUUUUGUAGAAAAUCCCUUUUUCCUAUUUAGAUAUUGUAAAGUACUUCAAUUCUCAAAACAUGAAAUUCAAUUUGAUUUGAAAAGCACAAAUGAAGGGAUUGAUUUAUGUCCAUCAACUAAAAGCUUUUGA
Messenger RNA from Clunio marinus, 273 nucleotides. The record is from the annotation of a GenBank genome assembly. Lineage: Eukaryota; Metazoa; Arthropoda; Insecta; Diptera; Chironomidae.